Molecule: messenger RNA, 4329 nt
Organism: Rhipicephalus microplus (southern cattle tick)
Lineage: Eukaryota; Metazoa; Arthropoda; Arachnida; Ixodida; Ixodidae
Biological process (GO): transmembrane transport
Cellular component (GO): membrane
Molecular function (GO): D-glucose transmembrane transporter activity
Source: RefSeq, a predicted model, not a curated record
GGAAGAGCGAGAGAGAUAGCCCGAGAUUUGGCAGCUCACUGCGGAUUUUCUGCGUUUUAUCUACGACAUGACGACGUGUGUAGCGUCUUAACCUAAUCACUACGUGUGCGUCAUCGAUUUACUUCCGUCAGCGGACGAGUGUUACGUGCAGAUUUCCUCGUUUCCUACUCGUGUGUGGCAGCCCCUGUGGUCCGACGACCCCGAUCCCAGUGGAAGUUGUGUGCGCGUGUACGGGCGUACGGCGGAGCAGCUUCGCCCUUGGCGGUGCCGCAUCUUUACGACGAUGCUCAACGUCAAUCACGCCGCGUUUACUGCGUCACGAAUGGGCCUGCGCGGCGCGUAAACACACGAGCCGCUGAUCGAGCGCCUCGCUAGUGCCCGCCGCGGCUAUUACGAUGUGAGAAAGGCGUUCCAACGUCCAUUUGUGGUGGCUCGCGGACAGCUAAUUCUCGCGAACGGCAAACAAAAAAUGAUGGCCUCUACGCGGGACUCCUUCCAACGCAGCGACGACGAGGAAGAACUGGUAUUCGAUCAGACGGGACUGCUUACAAACAAGCUCUCCUCCCGCCACGGCGUGGUGUCCAGAAACCACGCCGUCAACUCGGGCGGCCGCCUGACAGUUGCGCGGACUGUCAAUCUCUGUCUCUCUUUCUUCGGCCUGGGCCUUUGCUUCGCCAUACCAACAGCAACGAUCCAGGACCUUCAGAAGAGAACAAAUGCCGAGGCCGACAUACAACACUUUUACACAGCCCGCUACGGUGGCUACAUAUUUGGCUGCCUCAUAGGUGGCUUUCUCUUCGACUGGUACAACCGACAGUUCCUGCUUUUCCUCAGCAUUUUCGCCACGUCCAUUGGCAUCAUAGUGAUGCCCUUCUGCGUCCAGCUAGCAACCCUGAUGGCUUGCUCGGCCAUUACUGGCAUUACCAUGGGAUUUCUAGACACAGGUGGCAACGUCUGGUGCCUAGACCUGUGGGGCCGUCACAGUGCUCCCCUGAUGCAGGCACUCCACUUCUGCUUCGCCCUCGGAGCCCUCGUGGCACCACUGAUUGCCGAGCCAUUCCUCUCGCCUGCCUCGCUCAGUGGAAUUGCACCAAUGCACAGCUUAUCGAACACCUCUCUGGCACCCGGAAUCUACGCUCACAUCCCCCCGAUCGGAAUACACCACGGCAUUUUGGUCGGCCGACAUCAUUCGCAUGUUACACCAAAGUGGAUGGACUCGCCGCCCACAGUGGGCCUCUCGCGACACCCGCGAAGCGUUAAUGAACAACUUCUAAACACCGACUCUCAGCCGUCCUCCUCCUUUCGGAAUACAUCAACAAUGUACAGCAAGGGCACAGUUCAUAACGAAAGUACAGAGUACAAUGAAACCGCAGCGAAUGAAAGCCCAUCGCACAAUGAGAGCAGCAUGAUAGAUCAAACAGCGCUGCAAGCGCCAGUGAAUUUAACUGAUGCAGAGUCCAAUGACACAUCAAAAAUAGAAAAAACUAAAAAGGAUCGGCUGCCAACUACAACUGUGGCCCCGAGUACUACGAUGGCAGCCAAGAAGCCAACCAAACCAAUCUAUGCCGAAGGACCAAACAAAGGAAGCAAAUGGGACCGCAAAUCCCAAAAGACAACCAAGGGUGCUGUCACAGCUGCUCCUAAUUCAACCAACUCGUCUGUACACACUAAUGCGACUUCACCAAAAUUGAACUUGACUGUCAGCACUGUCGCACCCUCCAAAAACCUAUCAAACCCGGCAGCUGCGGGCAUACUGGCACCACCUGCAUCAGUACCGAAUAAGGUUAACGAGACCAAAGGUCCAAAAGGAAAUGCCACACAAGCAAUACAGGAGUCAAACAAUUCCAGUAAAACUGGAAAAGAAGGCACUUCGCAUGAGAAAGAAGCUAUGAACAACUCUGUUAACAAUGCUACAGAAGGUGCAUUGCAAGACCACAGUAUUACAGCAAGUCCAAUAGUGCCAGUGCCACGACCCACGGCUGCUAACAAAGGCACGACAAUGCAUCCGGCUGUCAGUGAAGGAAGCGCCAGCCAAACAGCGGCAAAAACGAAGAAAAUCACUGCUACCACAACCCUCGAACCCGAUGCAGAACCCGUGACAGUUCCAAUCACGCAACAGGUGAUGUCUACGGAACGGCCCGACCAUGUCUCUGAAGACCCAGUUGCCAUAAAAGCUACAACUAUAGUGCAUGCUAUUAUAAGAGCGACUGUACAAAGUUUUGACCCUCCCAAAGCAACUGUUGCAACCGUACCAGCAAAGGACCAACUGCCAGCGCAAGGUAAUGGAACAGAAACAAAGUACUUGGAUGCCAAAACACCGAAAGAACCCCCGAAACAACCAAGCCUGGCUGAUCAAACACCCGAGCCAGUGACGGCUCGACCCAAGCCCGUGCUGUCGACAGUUAUAGGAGCAGCAAACGUGUCAAAUGAAAGCAGCUCGGGCGUGAAACCACAGUCGCUCACCACUAAGACGACCCUACUUGAAAAGGCAUCACCAACAGCUGAAACGGGCCUAACCUCGUGGAUUACUCAGAAGUUCAUGGAGAACAGGAUCGGAAAACUGGAGUUUGUCUAUGCCAUCCUCGGGGCGUACCUCUUCGUUGUGUCAGUGGUGUUUCUUGCGUUCCUGUGCACAAGUCCGCGUGAUUCACGGUCGCGUCAAGAAGAAGACAUCAAGGCACCUGGGCCUUCAGGCAAGCACAGCCUGGUCCUUCUUAGUUCCCUCUUCUUCUUCCUCUACAUGGGAAUGGAAGCUGCGGUGGGUGAACUGCUACGAAUAUAUGCGGCCCACCCUCAUGGCUACACCUUGACCUACGUCUUCUGGGGCAGCUUUGCGGCUGCGCGUUUUCUUGCGAUCCCCAUCGCGAUCAAAGUGUCGUGCCGGAACAUGCUUCUCGGCGAUCUCGGCAUCUGCUUCCUCGCGUCUGUUCUGCUCGUCGCCGGAGCCGACAGGAUGGAGUCCCUGCUUUGGACGGGCGUCGGCGUGUUGGGCGUUGGCAUGGCUUCUGUCCUGCCGACGUCACUUGCCUGGCUCGAACGACACAUCCGUGUCACGAACCGCACUGCGUCGGUUGUUUUACUCGGGGCGGCGUUCGGGGAGAUGGCGUUGCCAUUCCUUGCCAGUCGCUUUAUCGAGCGUGAACCGGCAGUUCUGGUGUACGUCAACGUUAGCGUCGUCACGCUGUGUUGUCUUAACUUCGGCGCCCUCUGGCUCACGGCAGCGAAGAGGGGUGAAAAGUACGCACCCACUAACGAGCCAGAUCGCUCGCUGUACCAGCUGGCGAACCUCGACGACGGCGAUGACCAGGCCGACUUCACUUUGCUGAGGCCCUUGUGCGCCAACGGCGAGAACGGCCUGCAAUUCAAGGAAAAGCACAAGUUUUCUCGGGGACUCAAUGCAAUGUCCUGAAAGGCCACGUUUCGUAACGGUCUCUGGAGUUGCGCGUCGGCUGCCGUGACUUUUGAACAAGACACUGUGAAGUAGCUCGGCAAAGCUCACCACUUCUCGACACCAAAUUUGGAGCGAUAGGCAGGUAGAGCGAAAUAGUGUGUCAGCACCAAUCAGUGUGUUGGAAGAAAAAAAGAGGGCAUGCAGUGGACAGUCUUGAAUGCCAUUUCCACAGCUUUAUUGAGGUUUAAAUGGUUAACAAAGGAAUUUGCACUAAAAAAAAGAGCAAUUAGGACAUGCAUAAUUAGUAUGAAAAAGUGCUGGACAUUUUAGCUUGUUUAUAUUCGCCAGUCAAACUUCUGCCAGAAGUUGCAAAGGCCAACACGCGAGCUUAAGCCACCAGGCUGCUCCAUAGCACAAGUGCAAUUUUUUAACGUCUUUUAAGUUGAGAAGGUGAUGCACCUUAAACGAACAUCUACGUUCUAGUAGAGACGACUGGCUUGCCAUUGCGGCCUGCUGCUGCUGUGCUGUGCUAAUAGUUAUCGAGCUGCAGUGGGUGUGCAAUUUUUUAAAAUGCUACAUGUGAUGCAACUUUCACGAGCACAUCGCACUGCAUGGUUCAAUCAGUCCUGCUUUGUUUCAUGGUGGACGACAACCUAGUCAACUUUCUUUUUCUAGGGACAUUAUGCUUUGGCUUCAGUAUUUAAUAUAUAUAGUUUAUUUUCUUGGUGCUGCCUUAGUGGAAGUGAUAAGAGUACUAGUGAUAAAAGUGCCAGAUGUACUUCUUUUCCUGCCAAACCUAGUUUUUUUUUCUUCUCUUGAAGUGCAGAGAGAAAGACAGCGAGUUCUUUUAUCUACUGGCAACAUAUUUACUUGCUCUCUCAAAGCCUUGAGCAGGGUCAUUUUAUACAAUAAAAAGCAUCUAUCAUACACUGCAAGUA